AUGCGCCACCUCUCUGAAUGGUCUGCAGACUGCCUGCUCCUCAUCGCAGACCAGCUGCCGCAAGACCGCGACCUGAGCCGCCUCGCACGGACGAGUCGGCGGAUGUAUUCACUGUUUAACCCCUAUCUCUAUCGUCGCGCCAUCCAGUCUCGAGGCGCAACACGGGGCCUGUGGUGGGCAAUCCGAAUUGGCAGCUUGACCGCUGCGCGAUACGCGCUCGAAGCCGGGGCGGGCAUCCACGCCAAGGAAGACGACUAUUCAGCGGACUGUGUCGUUGUGAGGGCUUUGGAAGUCCGGGAUAGAGCGAGAAAUAUUUGGAACAGCCGAAUGCAUUUUGGAUGGAAGAUCAGCCCGCACGUCGUGGACGGGCUGCUCGAUCAGUAUCGGCGCAUUAUCCUCCUGCUCCUCGAUAGCGGGGCGGAUAUCCACGAACGAUCGAGACAGGGAUGGACGCCGCUGCACAAGGCUGCCUGGCUACGUGAUGUAGAGAUGGUGCGGGUCCUUGUGGAACGGGGUGCCGAUAUUACGCUGACGUCGGAUCACGGAGGUACGCCUCUUCAUCUGGGUGCUUUCAGUGGCCACGUAGGGGUGAUGAGAUAUCUCCUCGAGAAAGGGGCCGAUAUUCACGCGAGGAAAAAGUGCUCGAGUACAGCGCUUCAUGAGGCGGCCCGGCAAGGAUGCCUCAACGCGGCUGCGUUCCUUCUCGAGAAUGGAGCUGAAGUCGACGCCAGAGAUGAGAACGGGCAGACGCCUCUUCACGCUGCGGUCUGGAGUGGAAUUAUGAGACCGAUAGAAAAAGUCGUACAGCUUUUGCUUGACAACGGCGCUGAUAUCGAGGCUCUCGACGCGAAAGGGUGGACUCCUCUCCAAAGAGCUGUUGCAAGUGGAUAUUCGGACAAGGUCGUCGACUGUUUGAUUGCGAACGGCGCGAAUAUCGAGGUCCGGGAUCAGGAGGGGCGCAAUCUAUCUCAGCUGGGUCAGAAGCAUUGUCGUCCCAAAUUCGCGCGGCGUUUUGCCCGACGCUCGGAUAGGGUCAGGAAUCGUGGCUCGCGGUGA
Aspergillus puulaauensis is the source of this 1056-nucleotide messenger RNA. RefSeq names its product ankyrin repeat domain-containing protein. The coding region runs from base 1 to 1056 and encodes 351 amino acids. Lineage: Eukaryota; Fungi; Ascomycota; Eurotiomycetes; Eurotiales; Aspergillaceae. The record is from RefSeq and is a predicted model, not a curated record. Gene Ontology annotation, molecular function: protein binding. The transcript has a single exon.